This is a messenger RNA of Pectinophora gossypiella (pink bollworm), 1527 nucleotides long. RefSeq lists its product as uncharacterized. The coding region runs from base 1 to 1056 and encodes 351 amino acids. Lineage: Eukaryota; Metazoa; Arthropoda; Insecta; Lepidoptera; Gelechiidae. The transcript is spliced from 7 exons. The record is from RefSeq and is a predicted model, not a curated record.
AUGGUUUAUGACACGCAAGAAGGAUUGCGAGGGCACACGGAGGUGCGCGUGGAACUGCAGAUGGAGCGGUGGGCGGCGCGCGGCGGCUCAGUGCGCCUGCGCUGCCUGCACGACGUGCCGCCGCACCUGCUCGACAAAGUCGUCUUCCUCCGCCAUGGCACCAAAAUCUUCCAGUACAUUAAGGACAGGAAACCGCCUUAUAGAAACUUCACCACGCCUGGAGCUGUGCUUAACGUUGCUCUGGCGACGGAGAACUCUAUAAUCCUGCAGAACCUGGACUUCGCAGCCAGCGGCAGCUACUCCUGCGAGGUCUCCCUGGACACCCCCAUCUUCACCAAGGCUUCCAGCGAGAAGCAACUCACUGUGUUCCAUCCUCAGAAGCACCACCCGCGCAUAGACUUUCCGACGCGGUUCCUCAGCUCGGGGGAGACCCUGCGAGCCAACUGCACCACUGCACCCGCGCUGCCUGCUCCGCACAUCACCUGGUUCAUCAAUGGACAGAAGAUGGACGAAGUAAUAGCUCACUCGCACAAGUACCGGGUGCCGAUGAGUGAGAGGAACGGACGCCGGGGCCUGCAGAGGACCUUCGAGCAUGAGAACCUCCACAGCACCCCCCCUACCUUCCUGACGCUUACCCACGCCUCGCAUGUCGCGACACGAUCCCCCGGCUGCAACCUCAGGGAACAUCAGAUAUCGGAAAUGAAGGAACACGAGUUCGAGGAGCCCAAUGUGAUCCACGCGACGUCCCGGCACAAAAGCCGACGCCCGGGGCGGAGGGACCUGUACGUUACCGUAUCUGAGCUGCAGCUCGUGGCCACCGGCCGCCUUGAGAUCAGCUGCGUCAGCACAAUCCCUGAGUUCCGGAGCAUUGACGACAAGUUUGCUGACGUCAGAAACGAUACUGUCAUUGUGGACGUGAUAAGACCAUCGACCUUCUCGCAACCGUCAGCCAACCUGACGGCGCCAGAAUCCAGCGACUCCUCUGCAGUCACGUCUCUCCACGCGUGUCUCCUACUUUCUUUACUAAUCCCUAGUCUACCCAUCAUCGCUUCAUAGGACAUUAACCAUAUAAUUUUAAUUAAACGGGCUGUGAUAAAAAAAAUCUUAUACGUUCAUCUAAUUAUUAUUCGCAUGAAUUGUGUAAAUGGUUGUUUGUUGCUUGUACGAUUGAUGAUGAUGUCAUGUAGACUAAAUAUUAGGUAAAAGAAAGGCCAAUGUUUGAUCGGCGUUUUAAGGCUGCAGGGACGUAUUCAUUUAUUAAAACACAGAGAAGCGGUACGAGUAUGCACCGGUACACAUCGAAAGACGACGCAGCAGUGCAGUUUCAUACAAAAUGCCGCUUCUCGCUCCAAAAUAUAGCAUGUGAGUGGAAAUCGACCAUAAUCAUAUAAUCUGCCAGUGCGAAAUUGAGGAAUACGUCUCUGUAUGGCUGCCUAACUCAUUAGGUAGUCGUAAGGUGUUCACUUAAGCUAAAUGUAGAUACGAUUUGAAACAAUUUUCAUCUAUUUUAAAAGUAUAUACCUACGU